Molecule: messenger RNA, 2119 nt
Organism: Phoenix dactylifera (date palm)
Lineage: Eukaryota; Viridiplantae; Streptophyta; Magnoliopsida; Arecales; Arecaceae
Product: bZIP transcription factor TGA10-like
Biological process (GO): DNA-templated transcription; regulation of DNA-templated transcription
Molecular function (GO): sequence-specific DNA binding; DNA-binding transcription factor activity
Source: RefSeq, a predicted model, not a curated record
AGAGAAAGAGAGAGAUUACAAGAGAGGCCGCAGAAAGCAUAAAGAAAAAAGUCGGCCUUUUUAUAUGGAUUUGCUGCAGAGAUCGCCAACGGAAAACAACAGAAGUUGGUUGUGCCAUGAAUGGAGUCUUUUGGUGGUGCUAAGAGGGAGAGCGUGAGAGAGAGAGAGAGAGAGAGUCGAAGGAGAUAGCUAGAGGGAAAAGGAAGAGCUUUUUGGAGGAAUAUGAUGGCAAAUAAAGGGAAUUCGAGCCACGGGAAGCAGCAGGAGCAGCAUAUCUCCUUUGGCUUGAUCCAGCCCUCCUCAUCGACGCAUGGAAACUUCAUAAGUAGGGAGACGGGGGCCUAUGACUUGGGAGAGCUGGACCAAGCACUGUUCAUGUAUCUUGAUGGGCAGGAUCACUCAUCAGCUCAAGAACAAAGACAGACUCUGAACAUUUUCCCUUCCCAGCCCAUGCAUGUAGAGCCAUCUGCAAAGGGCGAAAUUAGUUUGGUCUCUCCAACAAGCAGUGGUUCUAAGAAGUCAUCAGAGCGAACCAUGGAGUUGGGCAACCCACGAAGCGAUCCCCCAGCUUUGCCUGAGCCUGGGAGCGAUAUUAAAGCAGUGGUAAAGAAGGAAGGAAACAACAGAAAGGGCACAUCUAGUUCGGAACAAGAAAGGCCCAGGACACCAGAUCCUAAGACACUGAGAAGGCUUGCUCAGAAUAGGGAGGCAGCCAGGAAAAGCAGGCUAAGGAAGAAGGCUUAUGUUCAACAGCUAGAGAACAGUAGGAUCAAGCUAACUCAGCUAGAACAAGAGCUCCAGAGGACAAGGGCUCAGGGUUUGUUCUUCGGUGGAGCACUUCUUGGGGACCAAGGCAGCUUCCCUCCCAGCAUCAGCUCACUCAGCUCAGAUGCCGCGAUGUUUGACAUGGAGUAUGGAAGGUGGCAAGAGGAGCACCAUCGACGAAUGUGCGAGCUUCGGGCUGCAGUGCAAGAACACCUACCAGAGAACGAGCUCCGGAUGUUCGUCGAGAACUGUUUGGCUCACUACGACGACAUGAUUAACCUCAAGAGUUUGGUCAUCAAGUCUGACGUCUUCCACCUCAUCUCCGGCAUGUGGAAGACCCCUGCAGAGCGCUGCUUCCUGUGGAUGGGUGGCUUCCGCCCCUCCGAGCUCAUCAAGAUGCUUUUGAGCCACAUCGAGCCAUUAACGGAGCAACAGAUACUGGGGGUGUGUGGCCUGCAACAGUCGACGCAAGAGACGGAGGAAGCGCUGAGCCAAGGACUUGAAGCCCUCCACCAGUCUCUAUUGGACACCGUCACCUCCGAUGCCCUGAGCUGCCCGUCCAAUAUGGCCAACUACAUGGGCCAAAUGGCCAUUGCCAUGAACAAGCUCACCACCCUCGAGGGCUUCGUUCGACAGGCAGAUAAUCUGAGGCAGCAGACACUCCACCGGCUUCACCAGAUCUUGACAACCCGUCAAAUGGCCCGAUGCUUGUUAGCCAUCGCUGAGUACUUCCAUCGCCUCCGUGCUCUGAGCUCCCUAUGGCUCGCUCGACCAAGACAGGAGUGAUUCUCUGAACCCUAGAAAGGGAGAUCAGGAGAAAGGCUUCAGUGGUUGUGCCACCUCCAUCUCUUUCCUUGGCACUGAAUGGGAUUCUAUGGAGAGGCAGGAAGAUCCAUUAGAGUCUUUUCUAGAGAUGUAUAGAUAGAUAUAUAGAUACGUUAGAUACACUGAAUUGAUGCAAUGUGGCCUACGUUUCAUCCCAUCCUCUUCUGUUCUUUCUCAGCUUACCUUAUCAUGAGGGUGACUUUGUAGGAAAGCAGAGAUUGAGGCAAUGUUUUCUGACUUGCUUGAUGGAGGAAGGAGAAAGAGAAGGGAGGUGAGGAGAUCUUAAGAGAAGGAGAAGAAGGUAAAGAAAAAGCAAUCUCUCUUUGUCGCUCUCUCUUCGGUCUAUGUUUUGAGGAGAACAAGGUGUUUGAACAUAGAGGAGGGAUGGGUGGGUCCACUGGUGCACAUGUCACCAUUUGGCUAUCCCACCCUGCAUGUUUUUGGAAUAUUUGGUGAAGGUGUCAGAGAGGGGGUUCUGUAUUGAACUUUGGCCGGUGACAUUUUAUUUGGUUUGUCCUUUAUGUUUUUA